CCGCCAACGGCCACGCACGGAACAACCAGUCCAAUAAUCAGAUACGUCGUCACGUUUCACUCGAGAGACGAGAGCACUGAUUCUUACAUUCGAUCUUUUUUUGUAGUCAAAUAAUAAUAACAAUCGCGAUAGGGAUUACAAGAAAAACGUUUUACAACUUUAUCCACACAGAGCAAAUCUCACAGAAACUAUGGUGGUUAGUUGUUCAGCUUGUGGUGAACAAUACGGAGUGACCGAAGACGUAACUUUCCACAAAUUUCCUGCCAACGAAGAGCGCAGAAAUAAAUGGCUGGAUGCUGUGCAGCGUGAAGCAUGGACACCUGGGAAGAGGAGCAUGUUAUGCAGUAAACAUUUUUCCCCUGACAAGUUUGUGUACAAGGUUUCUGGAGAUAAAGUACGAAGGUACUUGAUGCCAGAUACCGUUCCAACCAUCUUUGACAGGACUGACAAGAAAUCCAGAAGCCCGGCUUCGUUACACUCGAAUCAGAGAAUCGAAACCUUAAGUUCAAAUGUAAACGGUUCAACAAAUGUAAUGGCCGUAGAGCCAGAAUUAGGUCAGUCAGAUGCUGAUGCUCAAGCUGGACAAUUAGCUUGCAAUUCAUCUGCAAACUUGAAUCUUGAAAUUUUAGCUUCGACAUCUGUCACACUAGAACCUUACAUGAUUGUGACAAAGCCACAGUUUAUUCAGGUGGAUGAAAAUACUCCUUACAUACUUUCCAAAUCAACUGAAGUUCCAGCCACAACGUCGGUCAUUACUGCAAGUACUACUUUUAACACUUCAGCACACAAAGUUCUAAGUCAGCCCAACGGACAAUUACAUUUUCCACGACCAGCCAAAAGAGUCUACAAUAUGGAGUCAAUACAAACUGACUUAACUUCAAUUCCAAAACAGCCUCGCCUAGUUUACCCUGGAGACUUUAAACAAUUGAAUUGCAAUAAUGUGAAGCAGGAUUCCAAAAGCUGGAUCGCUCUCAACAAUUAUAUUAAAAAAAUGAGAAGGAACAUGAAGGUGCUGCAACAGCGCAAUAGAAGACUAGAGAAGCGAGUAACAGACCUUAAGACUGUUGUUAAGUUUUUGAAAAACAGGAUCGUGACAAGAGAUUCUGCAGCGAUUCGAUUGUGUGGGCACUCAGACUUGCCUGAAAAGAAAGAAUGUUUGCCUAAAAAUCACUCGAACCAAGUGGCGCAUUUUUUGGGAGAUCAUGAUUAUGUCGCCAGCAAAAACUGGUCCAUCUUGUAAUAUCCUGAGAAGGUUGCGGCGUACAUUGCUGGAUUUAUUAUUGUACCACUUGUCUGGGUCUACUCACUGGAAGAAGGUCUAUGCCGUUACUUCCUGAGAAAAAACGGAAGGGGAACCUUUACCAUUGCAGUGUAAUGAUGAUAUAGGACUGCAAGCCGAGUUGGUGGGAAGAUUCGUACUGAUCAAGGAGAAACUGGCAUAAUGGAUCAAGCACUCAGUGUGCCCUUCCUUCUGAGGAUCGCAACUUGGACAUAUUUUUUCAUGGGAUUACUAGAGAUUAACUGGAUUGUUUUCACAUACCAAAUCUAACUGGACUAGAUCGCAAUGGGAUACUGAUAAUAUUUAACUUUGACACAAAUAAUAGCACUAGGCUUCACAAUAUAAUGGUCAAUUCAAUUUUAUUUAAUUAGAGAAGUUCUGCUAUUCGCCAACUUUGAUAUUAGUUUUUAUAAAAAUUUUUGGUGAUGUAAUAUUUUCUAGCUUUAUCUGAAAUCUGUUCGCUCAUAGCGAUUUCAAGGUCUUGUAUACUUAGCUCAGCUGACUGUGAUUACACCUAGAGAAAAUUUUGCCUUCGUCAAAUUUCGUUGGCUAAUUUAUCAACAGUAAUUUACAAAAAUAUUAAAAAUUUAUCUGCGUCUAGAACAAUGUUUAACAAUGGAGAAUGAUACCUCACAAAUAAAUCAAAUUUAUUGUU
Neodiprion virginianus is the source of this 1934-nucleotide messenger RNA. RefSeq lists its product as uncharacterized. The record is from RefSeq and is a predicted model, not a curated record. The transcript is spliced from 6 exons. NCBI's taxonomy places the organism in Eukaryota, Metazoa, Arthropoda, Insecta, Hymenoptera, Diprionidae. The coding region runs from base 191 to 1240 and encodes 349 amino acids.